CUGCCCAACACAGGUCCUGGUGUUCCUACGGUGACAGUGCACAAUACAACAGAUAAAAAAAAACUGUUUGAUCUUGAAAUGAAUGAACAUGUACAGAAGGCCAUAAAUGACCGACAGAUGCCUAAAAUAGAAUACAGGAAAAUAGAGAUCGAUGAUUAUAACCUGCCCAUGCAGAUCCUGAAGCCAGCAACCUUCACUGACACCUCCCACUACCCUCUGCUCCUGGUAGUGGAUGGCACCCCAGGGAGCCAGAGCGUGGCUGAGAAGUUUGAAGUAACCUGGGAGACGGUGAUGGUGAGCAGCCACGGGGCAGUGGUAGUCAAAUGCGAUGGCCGAGGCAGCGGCUUCCAGGGGACCAAGCUGCUGCAUGAAGUGAGGAAGCGGCUGGGCUCCCUGGAGGAGAAGGAUCAGAUGGAGGCUGUGCGAACAAUGCUGAAAGAGCAGUAUAUUGACAAAACUCGUGUGGCCGUGUUCGGGAAGGACUAUGGUGGGUACCUGAGCACUUACAUCCUCCCAGCAAAGGGUGAAAACCAAGGUCAGAUUUUCACCUGUGGCUCUGCUCUCUCUCCAAUAACAGACUUCAAACUCUACGCCUCUGCGUUUUCCGAGAGGUACUUGGGUCUCCACGGACUUGACAACAGAGCAUUUGAGAUGACCAAGGUAGCCCAUCGAGUCUCUGCCCUGGAAGAACAGCAAUUUCUGAUCAUCCAUGCCACUGCCGAUGAAAAAAUCCAUUUCCAGCACACAGCAGAACUCAUUACACAACUAAUUAGGGGGAAGGCUAAUUACAGCUUACAGAUAUACCCAGAUGAAAGCCAUUACUUUAAUAGCGUCAAUCUCAAACAGCAUCUAUACCGAUCCAUCAUCAACUUCUUCGUGGAAUGCUUCAGGAUUCAGGACAAACUACCAACAGUCACAGCAAAAGAAGAUGAGGAGGAGGACUAACCCUUGGGUCACCCUAAGCACAAACGUGGCUCUUUCUACAACCAUAUGCAACUGAGGAAUUUCCCCGCCCCUCCCUCUUCCCUCCAAGGGCUGGGGCAGGGGGCAGGGCGUUGCCGUUCCACAGUAUGUGUGUCUCGGAUACCGAAGGCAGUUUUGCUUGGGAAACAAGCUCCUUUCCCCAGGGGCUCAUCACUCUUUCCGACCUCCACAGAGCCUGGAAUAACUCUGCAGCCACAGCAGGGCCUCAUCCUGGCCCCAGAGUGACCGGCACACCCCACAGCCCCUCCCCCAAGGAACACAGCAAAGGAUGGUGAUGGUGAGGGCCCUCAGAGCCCUCGGGAAACUGGCCCCUAGAUUCCAGCUAUCAAGCAGUAGUAUUGAGACCCACCCUCUAUGUUCCAGUUCUAUGUUCACGUUAGCAGCAUUACAUCCAGUCUGAUGUAACAGUGCCAUGGAAACAGCAAUGAUAGCACAAUUGUUUUAGCAGUACAUGUCCAUAAAUUGGCUUGCCCCUCUCUGUAAUUAAGAGAAACAGCAUUAUAAGGGGCUACACCAGGAAAACAGACCCUUUUCUGUACAAAGUAUUAUUGUAGCUGCGCUAAUGGUUAAUCUUAUAGAAUUAAUUCAUAUUUUUCUAUGGUUUUAACCUGAUGCUUCAUUGUCUCUGGUCAUGAGGUUUGUUUUUGCUGUGCUUUAAAGACAAUUUUUUUUUUGCUUUGUUUUAUUUUCCUUUCUUCAGUCAAUGUGUAGACUUGGCGCUUGUUAGAUACAGAAACAGAUCAGAAGGUUGUCUUCAGACUCUGUGGAGACAUUCUUAAACACUGAGAGGAAACAACCUCCAGUCAUAGUCACUAAAAGAGACUACAUAAAUAAAACCUCUCUCCCACUGAGCUGCAAUAGGGCUUGGCUGUAGAUUUACAUUGUCCAUUUUCAUGUGUCCUUAAAACCAUCCUUAACCUCCUUGAUAAGCUAUCAAGUCUUUUCAUAAGACAUUUGGUUAAAAAACAAAACAAAACAAAACAAAAAACAUAAGAAGACAGAGCGUCAACUCCACCCCCAGGUCUGUUGUAUGUGUUUGGGGGUCACGGGAAUCCUGAGGGGAUACGUGGGAGCGUACCAGUGUCCCUCUCCUGUCUUAGGGGUGGCUCCAUUCCCCUCCAGCUGCGAGCAGUGAGGUCAAUGUUGUGCUACGUCAGCCGUGUAAGAUACACUCUGACCAAACGUGCAGCUGGUGUUCCCAGUGUAUAUUUCAUUCUGUUGUAUAUAAAGGAAGGAAUGUAUGUCAGGCAUCUGUGCAGUUGCCCUGCCCACCUCCCGCCAGUACUAACCUUGUGUUGAGCUUGCAUGCUGACACUCUUGGCUGAUCUGGACUCUCUAGAAGUGCUAGUUUGAAAUAUAUCAAUUACCGUCAUUUCCUUUUGAGCUUGUCGACAACCUGAAUGUCAGGACUGAUUUCUCCAGCUUCUGGUCCUGCUGGGGGUGUUCUUGACAUCCUGAAAGCAGAGGAGAUGUGUCCAUGUUGCUUUUUUGGUGUUUGGGGUUUUGGAUUCAUCCACACAUGCUUUGAACUUCAGUGGUCAUUAAGUUGAAUGGAUGCGCUCCAUCACAGAAUUUUUUUAAGGUGAUCCAUCACCAUUCACUAAAAAGGAUCAAUGUGCUGACAACAGGACCGAUCUGAAUGCUACAUGAUUAUACGUUUACUAUUCAGUGGGCUUGACCGACUACAAAGCCAAGUAGGUCUGGAGGAGGAAGCCAGCUCUGGCCACCACAUCUGGUGGGAGGGAAGUGGGGAUGUGGCAUGGUAACGUUUGUUCAUCCAUGGAAUAAAACAUUAUUUUACCACUCGGA
Messenger RNA from Carlito syrichta (Philippine tarsier), 2793 nucleotides. It is a transcript of the gene DPP6, whose product is annotated as dipeptidyl peptidase like 6. Gene Ontology annotation, biological process: proteolysis. The record is from RefSeq and is a predicted model, not a curated record. NCBI's taxonomy places the organism in Eukaryota, Metazoa, Chordata, Mammalia, Primates, Tarsiidae. Bases 79 to 945 code for a protein of 288 amino acids. The transcript has 10 exons. Gene Ontology annotation, molecular function: serine-type peptidase activity; dipeptidyl-peptidase activity.